Molecule: messenger RNA, 4333 nt
Organism: Nylanderia fulva
Lineage: Eukaryota; Metazoa; Arthropoda; Insecta; Hymenoptera; Formicidae
Gene: Rchy1
Product: Ring finger and CHY zinc finger domain containing 1
Biological process (GO): ubiquitin-dependent protein catabolic process; protein ubiquitination
Cellular component (GO): nucleus
Molecular function (GO): ubiquitin protein ligase activity; zinc ion binding
Source: RefSeq, a predicted model, not a curated record
AUUAUUAUAUCAUGCGCGCAUCUAUGAAGAAUCGUGAUCACGUUCCGACAUCGUCGUUUCGCGAGAUGUUGUAAUUAAGUACGAUCCUGUAUUUAUAGAUACGUUUAUAUGCGAUCGCGAGGCUAAAUUUCCUUGUGACACGAAUCAACGACGGAAACGACCCCGUUUUUCAAGAAUCUCUCACGAGCUGGAGCUGUAAUUGAUUUUCAUUAACGUUUACGAUUAUUCGACAUUUUUUGAACUCUUGAUUCCGUUCAGCUCUCGACGACGACGACGACGACGACGCGUCACUCUAGAAGCGCAGGAUGCACCAUCGCUGGUGCUAAUCGGUAAAAAGGCCGCAUCUUGGGUCGAUGAGAAAUAAAUAAUCGAGCAAAAUCAGAAUUAUGCAGAACGACGAUGAGAGCAAGACGCACGACGCUAUCGUCCACGAGAACAGCGACGACGAGGAUCGGAGUUGCGAUACCGAGAAACCCGCCGAGGAUUGCGACGACGAGGCUUCCAAUUGCAGCAUCGACAAAUCCACCCAGGACGAGGACGGACCGAGUCGCGGUACCAAGAAGUCCACCUCCAGCAGCAGCGAUGAGAACUCCGGCACCAAGAAACAUAUUGUGAACGAUGACAGCUUGUGGUCUGUGUAUGGCGCGUCUACUUCGCGCGAGAAGCUGGUCUCUCCGGAGGAUGAUUAUGGCUGCGAGCAUUAUAAGCGAAAGUCCAAGUUUGUGACUCCUUGCUGCAAUAAAGUAUACACAUGCCGGUUUUGUCACGAUGAGCAGGAGGCACACACAGUGAAUAGAAAAGAAGUCACAGAAUUAAUAUGUGUUCUCUGUGAUACUCGUCAACCUGUUCAAGCCACUUGUCAAAAUUGCCACUGUCAAUUUGGAAAAUAUACAUGCCUCGAAUGUAAUCUUUUUGAUGACGAGGAUAAAAAUCAAUACCAUUGUGAUGGUUGUGGUAUAUGUAGAGUCGGUGGCCGUGACAAGUUCUUCCACUGUGCAAAGUGCAACAUGUGUUUGCCAGUUCAAUUACAAAACGGACAUACGUGCAUAGAGAAUGUCUCACAUUCCAAUUGUCCUGUGUGCCUCGAAGAUAUUCAUACGAGUCGCACGCCAUGUCACAUUCCUGGUUGCGGACACUUGCUACAUCGUACAUGUUUCAAGGAAUUGUUACAGUCGGGACACUAUGCUUGCCCGACAUGUCAAGUGUCGCUUUUAGACAUGACAGAUUUAUGGAAAUAUUUAGAUGCAGAAGUAUCGCUGACACCAAUGCCGGAGGAAUACAAAGAUUAUAAAGCCGAUAUUUUAUGCAAAGAUUGCCACGAGGAAUCAACAGUAAAGUUUCAUAUUGUUGGGUUGAAGUGCUUAAACUGUGGUAGUUAUAAUACUUGCAGAAUAAAAGGCUCACCUUCUCCAGAUCCAGAUGUCCUAUCAGAAGCAGCAGCUGGUGGCAGUAGUAAAGAAGAGAAGGAGCAAUCGUAAGGAUAAAAAUCGGACUAUCCGAAAUUAUCCAUCGAUUACGGAAGAUGUAUGUCAUCUUUUUGAUGAUGAAUGAAUUGAUAGAUCAAUUUUAUUUUUGACAUUUUGUAGUAAAUUGUGCUUUUGUUGCCUUUAUAGUACCUUUUUGUUGCCUUUAUAGUGCCUUUUUGAUCGAGAAUUAUUUAGCUAAUUGCACGUUAGUACAUAAAAAUAAAAUAUUAAAUGACCAGAUACAUCAAAAAUAUAUAACUGUUUUCGGUGAUUAUUUGUUACACAUUGUAAUGCAAUUUUUUUUAGAUCCAUUAGAUCAUUUUCUUAACAUAAAUCUUAACAGAAAUAAUGUGUAAAUUUCUUGUUUUUAUCUCGUUUAUUACAUUAUAAAUUAGAGACAGUAAUUAAAUGAAGUGAUCAACGUGAGAAUAUUUCAUAGACAUUCCUUUUCACAUAUAUACACUUGGGGACAGGAAUGCCUUAAUAUGUGACUUUAGAUGGCGGAGUAUGUAUAAAGAAAAUCCAAUGUUCCGAGAUGUAUAUAAAUUUAUGUUAAGGCAUUUUUAUUUUUGUGUGUACAUCAUAUUUACGUUGAGGAACUUGAUUGUUAUUUGUUUUUGAUGAUUUUAUCCUACAUACAGUGUUUCAGAGUUGGUACACUACUUAUUAAUAACAAAUUCUUGAAGACAUUUGGAAAUAAAAAUUCUAAUACUAAAAUAGUUUUAAAUACCUAAUAAAAGUUCUAAAUGGAAAGCAUUAAAGCUAGCCCAAGAUUGCUCAAAGUUAGUGCUUUUAAAUGCUCAGAUCAAUUUUCGAAUAUUAACAAUUUUGCAUGAUGUCAAGAAUUUGCCAUUAGAAGAUAGUGUAUUAAUUCUUCUGGAACAAUUAUUCUAAAUUUACUGUGCAAUAUAUAUUAUUAUGUGAUAAUAUUUCAAACGUAUAUAUAAUGUUUGAUGAAUUUGGAAUCGAUUUUUUUUCCUAACGAUAUAAUAUGCUAAUAUAUCUCAUUUUGUUGUAUUUUUUCAAUUUCUGUUAUUAACUAUCAUGAUGAUUAAAAUUUUAUAAAGAUCUUGCGCAUUUUCUUUGCAAAUAAUUUGUUUAAUUGCCGCCAAUUUUUGACAAAAAAUUGAAUUCCAAAUUGCUCAACAGAUUCAUAGAUAAAAGUUUUGUGUGGUACAUCUUUGGAUAUACUGAUAUAUGUAUGAUUAUGCAUAUUUCCUGUGUCUAGCUAGAUUUGCCUCCUAAAAUGGCAACUGCAUUGGUAGCUGAUUUACUAAUCAUCUAGAAAUAUAAUUAAAAAUUUGUGUAUGUAUGUAUGUGUGUGUGUGUGUGUGUGUGUGUGUGUGUGUGUGUGUGUGUGUGUGUAUUGUAUGUAUGUGCAUGUGAUUGUCCUAAUGGAGAAAGUAAUAUGAGAUAAUUCAAAAUUCCUUAUAUUAUUAGGCAAUGCAAUACAGUGUCAUCUUGAGAAAAAUUAUCUACUUUGAAUAUAUAGUCUUAUAUAAAUGUUCACAUUUUAUCAAUAUAAAUGUGCAUAUUGUUGAAACAUAUUUUUUUCACAAAUACCGAUCGUGUCAUUAAUAGUAACAUAUAUUAUAUAGCAUUCUUGCCGUAUUAAGCUAUGUAAAUUGAUGGCCUAAUUAUUAUUGCACAUUUUGUCAUACUGUGAAACAAAAAUAGGAUUUGAUAAAUUUCUGUUUAUAAGAACUUUUGCUUUUUAUGGAUAUAUUUUUUUAUUUUGGAAAAAAGAUCUCACUUUAGUCAUAAUCUAGUCGCGAAAGAUUGAGCGUAUCGUUGCUCUUAUAACAAUUUUUCUCCUAAGUGUGAAUGUUUUACACAAGAACACAAAUGAAUUUGCACGAGUGACACAUGCUGAUUCAACAAUGAAAUAUCAAUGUGAAAAUGAUUAGAAAAAUAUUUUACGUUGAUUAAAAUAUUCUAUAUGUACCCCAGGCAUUUCAAGAUAAUGCAUAUUUUGAAUUUGCAUUUCUCCCAAGAGGCAUUCUUCUAGCGAUUAAUAUUCACUUAUUAAUAUAAAUCCCUAUGUAAUCUGUUUUAGUGUAAUAUUGUACGUAUAUAUACAAUAACUAUAGAUGAAAUACUCGAUAGUCAUGGCAAAUAAUCGUGAUUCUUGCUAUCUUAUCACAUUUGAUACAAAAUUAAUAUUUUCUAGUUACCGAAUAAUAGCCUUCGUAUGUGCUUGAAGAGAAACGACUGGCUAAAGACAACUCGGUAACUUUUCCUUAAAGCUUUCACAGUUUUGUGGGAUUACUAAUGACACAUAUGUAAUUUGAGAUUUUCGUUUCUAAUUGAAAAGCAAAUCAAUACUGUGAAGGUUCUAUAUAUCAUUCCAUAACAUUCCAAAUAAAACAGCUCAUUAAUUUUGAUUAGAAAAUUUCAGUGAAUAUUUAUACUUUAAAAACUACAAAAUUGGGUAGCUGGAAAAAUCUUCGAGAUAUUCUAGUAUGGUUCAUUUUUAUAACAUAUACAAGAAGUAUAUUUAUGGAAACAAAUUUAUUUAUGUUAAAUGUUUAUUAACGGAUUAUGUUAAAUGCAUGACUUGCAUAUUAUGUCCAAUUAUCUGCAUUGAAAAACUUCGUGACACAGAACGAUAAAUUCGUUGUGAUUAUAUCAUAUUUUUUAUUAUAUUCAUUUGUAAAUUAAAUACUAGUUACAAAUGGCUCUUUGUACAUAACGGCCGCAACAACGCUUUUGUUUUAUAUUAUGUAUAAUAUACACUAUAUCAAAUAAAUUGGUUAUAAUUCUAUUCUACUAAUCUUUUCCCAUAAUAAAGAAGAUGACAAGAAUUCAAUAUUUUCACGUAGCAAAUGUAUAUUACAGAUAAGAUAAUAAUGUAAUAUAAAAUUUAA